Messenger RNA from Arachis duranensis, 2721 nucleotides. Its product is annotated as phosphate transporter PHO1. Gene Ontology annotation, biological process: cellular response to phosphate starvation; phosphate ion transport. Gene Ontology annotation, cellular component: Golgi apparatus; cytoplasm; plasma membrane. The record is from RefSeq and is a predicted model, not a curated record. The transcript is spliced from 14 exons. NCBI's taxonomy places the organism in Eukaryota, Viridiplantae, Streptophyta, Magnoliopsida, Fabales, Fabaceae. Gene Ontology annotation, molecular function: inositol hexakisphosphate binding.
CUCACUAUAGCUAUCACCCUACUCUUACAUAUCUCAAUAUCACAUACACACUCAUAUCCCACUUCACUCUUUCAAUUUCUCUUUUCACCAUCCUUCAUCUCCUUCCUACACCAUAAAAUUAAAGUAAUUAAAAAUAAAUAAGAAAUAUUGAAGGAUGGUGAAGUUUUCAAAGGAGCUAGAAGCGCAACUAAUACCGGAAUGGAAGGAGGCAUUCGUCAACUACUGGCAGCUCAAGAAGCAAAUUAAACGGAUCAGGCUUUCAAAGCUUCCAACCAACCCACCGCACACCGCCCAAUUAUUCGCCGGAGUUGACUUCGGCCGCUCCAUUUUCGAUUCACUUCGCUCCAUUGCCGCCAACCUUGCCGACAACCUUCGACCUUCCUGUGAUGACCACAACCUCACCGUCAUUCAGGUGAGGAGGAAAACCGUGAAAGGUAGCGAAGAAGAAAUAUAUGAAACAGAACUUGCGCAAUUAUUUUCGGAGGAGGAUGAGGUACGUGUGUUUUUUGAGAGUCUUGAUGAAGAGCUAAACAAGGUAAAUCAAUUUUACAAGAAGCAAGAGAGUGAGUUCAUGGAGAGAGGAGAUACCUUAAAUAAACAGCUUCAAAUUCUGCUUGAUCUCAAGACAAUCAUCAGCAACCGCCGCUGGAAAAGUUCUAAUCCAUCUUCUAAUUCCGCCAGUUUCUCUCAUUCUCCUUCGCGCAAUUCUGAUUAUUCCGAAAGGUUUGGUGGGGAAUCAGACGAAACGAAUUCAGAAGUGUCAUCGCAGACGGAAGAAGUAAUAACGACAUUGGAGAAGAAUGGAAUAAACUUGGUGAAUUCAGGGAUGAGAGGGAAAAAGACAAAGAAGGGGAAGCCCAAAAUGGGAAUGAGAAUCGACGUGCCAGCAACCAAUCCGACCCGGGCCAUAACCGCCAUAACCAGCAUGCUCUUGGAGGAUUUGGUUAACAACCCAACUACUUCUGGCGGUGACUUCAUCUUCAAAAGGAAGAUUCAGAGCGCUGAGAAAAUGAUUCGAAGUGCCUUUGUUGAACUCUAUCGUGCCCUUGGCCUCCUCAAAACUUACAGCUCACUGAAUACAGUAGCAUUUUCAAAGAUACUCAAGAAGUUUGAUAAGGUGUCUUGCCAAAAAGCUUCAGCAAAUUAUUUGAAAGAAGUGAAGAGAUCUCAUUUCGUUAGUUCUGAUAAGGUUGUUAGACUAAUGGAUGAAGUGGAAUCCAUAUUCACAAAGCACUUUGCCAACAAUGAUAGGAAAAAGGCAAUGAAGUUUUUAAGACCUCAACAAAAUAAAGAUUCUCAUAUGGUCACCUUCCUUGUCGGGUUAUCUACAGGUUGCUUUGUAUCCUUGUUUUGUGUAUAUGCAAUCUUGGCCCAUUUGUGUGGUAUAUUCUCUCCAAGCAAAGAGCCAAGAUAUAUGGAAACAGUUUACCCUGUCUUCAGUGUGUUUGCAUUGCUAAGCUUGCACUUGUUUAUGUAUGGAUGCAACCUGUUCAUGUGGAAGAGGACAAGAAUCAAUUACAAUUUCAUAUUUGAAUUCUCACCAACCACAGCACUCAAGCACAGAGAUGCAUUCCUCAUAUGCACUACUCUCAUGACAACGGUGGUUGGAGCAAUGGUUAUACACUUACUCUUAAGAGCUGCAGGAUUUUCGCCUUCUCAAGUUGAUGCCAUUCCUGGAAUUCUUCUUUUGGUUUCCAUAAUGCUGCUCAUUUGUCCUUUUGAUUUUUUCUAUCGCCCCACUCGAUAUUGCUUCAUCCGUGUUCUUCGUAACAUAGCUUGCUCUCCAUUUUAUAAGGUUCUACUAGUAGAUUUUUUUAUGGCUGACCAACUAACUAGCCAGGUAUAAUCCUGUUAAGAAACUACAAGUUGUCGCUUUUUCGCUACGAUUUUCAAAACACACAAUCCUGAGGCCUGCCAUUCUGGAAGGCUAUACCUGGAAAUAACUUAUAUCAUCUCAUUCAUGCCUUAUUAUUGGCGUGCGUUGCAAUGUGCAAGAAGGUGGUUUGAUGACAGUGAUGUUAAUCAUUUGAAGAACAUGGGAAAGUAUGUUUCAGCAAUGGUAGCAGCAGGGGCUAGAGUAACAUAUAGCAGACAAGAUAACCAUCUAUGGUUUGUUAUAGUCUUGAUCACUUCCACUGUGGCCACAGUUUAUCAAUUAUACUGGGAUUUCAUCAAGGAUUGGGGGUUUCUUAAUCCUAACUCCAAAAAUCCCUGGCUUAGAGAUGAUCUAAUUUGGAAGAAUAAAAGCAUAUACUAUAUGUCUAUUGCCUUAAAUGUUGUACUAAGAUUAACAUGGGUGGAAACUAUCCUGCAUUUUAAAGUGGGGCGAGUUCAAUCGCGUCUACUCGAGUUUCUGUUAGCUUCACUUGAGGUUAUUAGAAGAGGCCAUUGGAAUUUCUACAGGUUGGAGAAUGAACAUCUAAACAAUGUUGGUCGUUACCGCGCAGUGAAGACGGUGCCAUUACCGUUCCGAGAGAUGGAUUCCGACUAAGAUAUCUGUGGAGGCCAUGUUCUUAUACAUGUAAAGGUCUUAGAGACAUGCUGACAUAAAAAAGAUGCAAGGACUAGUUGAAAGGGAUUCAUAUUUUAAGCAUGUGAGGUCCCUCGUAAUUCAUAUGAUUACUCAAUUGAAUUGUGAAUACCAUCAAUUGCAAUGCCAAAUGUGCACCUCGAAUAAUAAUAUUUCAUGUAAAUUGGAUAAAUGGAUUUCAAAUUUUGGAA